This is a messenger RNA of Pestalotiopsis fici W106-1, 1962 nucleotides long. RefSeq lists its product as uncharacterized. NCBI's taxonomy places the organism in Eukaryota, Fungi, Ascomycota, Sordariomycetes, Amphisphaeriales, Sporocadaceae. Gene Ontology annotation, molecular function: alpha,alpha-trehalase activity. Gene Ontology annotation, biological process: trehalose catabolic process. The record is from RefSeq and is a predicted model, not a curated record. The transcript has 4 exons. Bases 1 to 1962 code for a protein of 653 amino acids.
AUGCUUCCCGUGGCGGUGGCUUUGCCGGGUUGGGUAUAUGGUCUCUAUAUCAACGGAUCCGUCAUUGCACCAUGCGACUCCCCACUGUACUGUCAAGGCGAUAUCCUGGAGCAAAUUGAGCUUGCCAGGCCAUUUUCCGACUCCAAGACCUUUGUAGACCUCCCCACCAUUCGCCCAUUGGACGAGGUGAUUGCUGCUUUCAAUAACUUGACCAAGCCGAUCAGCAACAAUACUGAACUGAAUGACUUUCUCUCGACGUAUUUUGGAGAGGCCGGCUCCGAACUGACGUCUGUGCCCACGGAUCAGCUCACAACAGACCCCGUGUUUCUCAACAAGACCAGUGACAUUGUGAUUCGGCAAUACACAGAAAAGGUCAUUGACAUAUGGCCGGAUCUCACGCGGCAGUAUGUAGGCGCAGCCAACUGCACGGGCUGUGUGGACAGCUUCAUCACGCUGAAUCGCACCUUUGUCGUUGCCGGUGGCAGAUUCAGAGAGCCCUACUACUGGGACUCUUAUUGGAUUCUCCAGGGACUAUACCGGACGGGCGGGAGUUUCACACAGAUUGCCAAGAACAUAAUCGAAAACUUCUUGGACUUGGUUGAAACUAUUGGGUUCGUACCAAAUGGUGCUCGUCUCUAUUAUCUCAAUCGGUCGCAGCCACCUCUUUUGACCCAAAUGGUCAAGACAUAUGUGGAAUAUACCAACGAUACCAGUAUCCUCGAAAGAGCCCUGCCACUACUGAUCAAGGAGUAUGACUUCUGGGUCAACAAUCGAAGUGUAGAGAUUACAGCAGGAGAGACCACCUACACUCUGAAUCGCUACGACGUGGAAAAUACUCAGCCACGCCCAGAGUCAUAUCGAGAAGACUAUGUAUCUGCCAAUAAUCAGUCAUACUAUGCCACCUCGGGGAUCAUCUACCCAGAAGUGAAGGCCCUUAACGAUUCGCAAAAGGCAGACCUGUACGCAAAUCUGGCGACUGGGGCAGAAUCGGGUUGGGAUUAUUCUAGUCGCUGGCUUGCCAACCCAUCUGAUGCAGCCGACGACGUUUACUUCCCCUUGCGGUCCCUGAACACGAGAAACAUUGUCAGCGUUGACCUCAACUCCAUUCUUUACGCAAAUGAGAUACAGAUAGCCGAGUAUUUGGAGGCCAGCGGAAAUGACACGGGAGCCAAGGCAUACAGAGAGCUGGCGGAUGCGCGAUCCAAAGCCAUGUAUGCACUAAUGUGGAACGACACCUAUAACAGCUAUUUCGACUACAAUCUCACAUCAGCUUCGCAGAACCUCUAUGUCCCGUCCGACACGGACACCACCGCUGCACAGAAAGCUGACGCUCCAGAUGGCUACCAGGUGUUCUUUCAUCUCAAGAAUAACCCAUUGGCGGUCACGAUUGUCUAUCAGAGGGUGGCAGAUCUGCUCGCUGAGAAGGCUGGAGCGAUCGCAGCGACCAACUAUCAGACAGGGCAGCAGUGGGACCAGCCCAACGUCUGGCCGCCGCUCAUGUACAUCUUGAUCAAUGGGCUGCUCAACACGCCGGCAACAUUUGGAGAGGAUGACCCGUACUAUAUCCAGACGCAAGACCUCGCCCUCGCUCUGGCCCAGCGCUACCUCGACAGCACGUUUUGCACUUGGCGGGCCACGGGCGGCUCGACCGAUGACGAACCGCAGCUGCAGGGAUUUAAUUCUUCCGAUGUGGGCAUCAUGUUUGAAAAGUAUGGCGACAACUCGACCAACGCCGUCGGCGGCGGAGGCGAGUACGAAGUGGUCGAGGGGUUCGGCUGGACAAAUGGGGUUUUGAUCUGGGCCGUUGAUACCUUUAACUCGAAGCUUACACGGCCCGAUUGUGGUAAUAUCACGGCAGCGAAUAACAAUGAGAAGAGAAACAUGCCACCGAGCGCAGUCGAGUUGCAUGCUUCUGAUGCCAGAUGGGUUAAGAAGUUUGGUAGGCGAUCUGGUAAUGUUUAG